Molecule: messenger RNA, 1191 nt
Organism: Entrophospora candida
Lineage: Eukaryota; Fungi; Glomeromycota; Glomeromycetes; Entrophosporales; Entrophosporaceae
Source: the annotation of a GenBank genome assembly
AUGGCACCUGUUGAUAUAGCCGGCCCAAUAGCAAAAGAUGGUACCUUACAGAAGAAACCAAUUAGUUUUGUGAAUCUUGCUGUUGGUGCUGGUUUGAAUAUGUUCGAAGUGUCUACCCUUGGGCAACCAUUUGAAGUUACUAAAACACAUUUGGCUGCUAACCGUAAUGAUGGUAUUUUUACUGCAUUGAAGAAAACUUAUAAAAGAGGUGGGAUUUUAGGGUUUUAUCAAGGGUUAAUACCUUGGGCAUGGAUUGAAGCCAGCACGAAGGGUGCAGCACUUAUAUUUACUGCAAGUGAAGUUGAAUACAGUACACGAGUAGCUGGUGCACCUCCAUUUUUGGCUGGUAUUUUGGGUGGUAUGGCUGGAGGUUUAGCACAAGCAUAUACCACAAUGGGGUUUUGUACAUUUAUGAAAACUGUUGAGGUCACUCGACACAAAGCACCUGCUGAUCAACCAGUCUCUACAUUAAAAGUCGCAGCUGAUAUUUGGAAAAAGGAGGGUAUUCGUGGUAUAAAUAAAGGUGUUAAUGCUGUAGCUCUAAGACAAUGCACAAAUUGGGCUAGUAGAUUUGGAUUAACAAGAUUAAGUGAAACUGCCAUUAGGAGAUUACGAGAUGGUGAGGUUGUUGAUCAUUCUAGACCAUUGUCACCCAUUCAAAAAAUUUUAGCAAGUGCCCUUGGUGGUGGUUUGUCCUGUUGGAAUCAACCAAUUGAAGUUAUUCGUGUGGAAAUGCAAUCUCAAGUACAAACACCAGGACGUCCCAAAAAUAUGACAAUUGUAACAUGUGCUAAAUACAUUUAUCAAAAUAAUGGAUUGAAAGGGUUUUAUCGUGGUGUAACUCCUAGAAUUGGACUUGGAAUUUGGCAAACAAUCUGUAUGGUAUUUGGUGGUGAUUAUGUCAAGCAAGAAAUUCAAGAAAAGUUUGUUGAAGAAUAUAAUUGCGGCUAUACAGCCAUUGAAAAAUUAGAGGUGGAAUUGAAACGGGCUCAACAACUAAAAUUAUUUGGUGAAUUUCGUACUGGAAAAAGUCAAUUAUACGCUUGUUAUGUUGGUGAAUUGGCUGCACGUCAAAUGCAUUUAGCAAAAUUCUUACUAUCUCUUCAACGUUUGGCUGAUGAACUAUGUCUACCGGAAGCUGAAGCAACAUUUGCUAUCGGUAAAGAUGAAAUUGAGGAUGCUAAAGAUUAA